AUGAACAAAUUUAUAAAAUUUACCGUCGGUGCUAUUUUAGCUCUCCUCAUCGUUUCUCUUGUUCAUGGAGAACCACUUGUAGCCCGUCAAUAUGGUGAUGAUCCAUCAGCAGGAACAACAACUUCUUCUACAUUAUUAGGAGGAAAAUUACCAAUUCCUGAUGCCACUCCAACUGCUUCUGUUGAUACCUUCACUGCGGAUACAACCUAUGGUGCUCCAUCUGGUUCCCCAUCUGCUCCACCAGUACCAGGUUAUACUCCUUCUGGCACCGGUUCAUUGAUAUCACAAUGGGCUUCAUUAACUGCUAAAGGUGUACCAUCAAAUCCAACUACUGCCCCAACUGCAACUGCUCCUGCUAAACCAGCUGAAACACCAAAUAGCGCAAAUAAAUUCGAAUCUGGUUUAAUCAAUGUUGCCAUAAUUGCUGGAAUUGUCACUUAUUUCUAUUAA
Messenger RNA from Rhizophagus irregularis DAOM 181602=DAOM 197198, 450 nucleotides. RefSeq lists its product as uncharacterized. NCBI's taxonomy places the organism in Eukaryota, Fungi, Glomeromycota, Glomeromycetes, Glomerales, Glomeraceae. The record is from RefSeq and is a predicted model, not a curated record.